AUGGUGUCCAACUUGCGCCGCUUGGCUGCAGACCAUGCCGCUCUUCAUGGAGAUCGACUGCCACCGUACUAUCUUCUGCCUUCUGACGAUGGCCGCUUUGAAUCAGCCGAUGAUCUUUCGCAAUUGAAUGUCCUCAUCACAGGACCCCCCGGAACACCCUAUGCGGGAGGUCUGUGGCGCCUUCACCUGAAUAUCCCUAGAGAUUAUCCCAAAAGUCCGCCCACAGCCGUCUUUCGCACCAAGAUCUGGCAUCCCAACGUGGAGGAGCUCACGGGGGCAGUCUGCGUUGAUACGCUCAAAAGGGACUGGCAGUCUACCUUGACACUACGUGAUGUCCUUGUCACUAUCAGCUGUCUUCUGAUCCAUCCCAACCCUGACUCUGCUCUCAACUCAACUGCUGGCACGCUGCUUCGAGAAGACUUUGCCGCCUUUUCACAUCGAGCCAAACUUCUCACUUCCAUUCACGCACCCAUUCCACCGGCCAUGGAAGCCGCCGUGAAGCGAGCCCGUGACCGUGGCGAGGAGCCUGCCCCCUACAAAUCUGACGGGGAGGAUGGUCAAGAUACUCGGCCAAGAAAACAACCACGCUUGGCAUCAAGUGACGCAAACCACACCAGAGAUAGUUCGGCCAAACCAGAGAAACCUCUGCGUCGGGAUGUGGACUUAAUCAAUCAAGCCACCCCGUCCGCCACAUCCGAGAUUGGUACCGAAGAUGCCGUCAUGGCCGACGUCGAGAAUAACUCAACGCAGUCCCGUUCAUUUCAGGAGAUGAGAUUUCCCUCUGGUGUUGAUCUUGCCGACCUCGUUACCGAUCCGCCCAUGACUCCCGUGGCAUCCAGCCCACGUAAUCCACUUUCAGUCAUCACAUCCUCAGAUCCUGAUGCAUCCGAUGUAGACAGGGUGCUCGUGGUUGAAUCAACUGAACCUCACGAAGACGCAAAUUACUCGUCUCUCACGGCACGCAACGUGCAUGCCAAUAUGAGAUCCGCGCGUCACUCUCCCUCGCCCCGCGCCCCCAGGCGUCUCAAUCGCCCUCUUGGUCUCGGCGACGGCCGUCAACAAGAGGUCCCUGACCGCACCCGCUCCUCCGCCGGCGGCCAGGAGAACCGUGCUGCUGCCGGCUCCGGCUCGAAGAUGCCCUUCAGUGCACGCACCACUGCGUCGUCAUCAGGAGAUAGUGCCUUCGCUGCACACUCCCAUUCGGGCGCCGGGACCGCCAGAAACCCUUGCGGCGCCGGGGCCAUUCAACGAGAAGGGGUCGAGUCACGAAAUGCCCCCAGACCCAAGACCAAGGGCCGCGUGGGUAUUCGCCGCCUGUGA
Molecule: messenger RNA, 1320 nt
Organism: Penicillium diatomitis
Lineage: Eukaryota; Fungi; Ascomycota; Eurotiomycetes; Eurotiales; Aspergillaceae
Product: putative ubiquitin conjugating enzyme E2
Exons: 3
Coding region: 1-1320 (439 amino acids)
Source: RefSeq, a predicted model, not a curated record